Colletes gigas is the source of this 3685-nucleotide messenger RNA. RefSeq names its product soluble guanylate cyclase 88E (gene Gyc88E). The transcript has 13 exons. Gene Ontology annotation, biological process: nitric oxide-cGMP-mediated signaling; cGMP biosynthetic process; response to oxygen levels. NCBI's taxonomy places the organism in Eukaryota, Metazoa, Arthropoda, Insecta, Hymenoptera, Colletidae. Gene Ontology annotation, molecular function: oxygen sensor activity; heme binding; guanylate cyclase activity. Bases 785 to 3280 code for a protein of 831 amino acids. Gene Ontology annotation, cellular component: guanylate cyclase complex, soluble. The record is from RefSeq and is a predicted model, not a curated record.
CCAAGAUAUCUUUGAAUGAUUGACGUAGUCGUACGUGGAGCGUUGAAAUCGGCACUGGCACAAUCAAGAAUAACCAAACCGAUUACCAUUUUACUUUCUACGGGGCAGCGUUACGCUGCAUGCAAAUGUAAUCCUCCUGGCGAUUUGCUUACGCUUCGUCGCGAUUUACGUCUGUUAAAGCUCGUUGGUAGUCGGUCUUGGUAUAUCGGCUUAUUAUAUGAGCGGCGUACAUCAUCGCUUGACUUUCCGAUCGAGUUUGCUGGCUAAUAGCAGGAAACAGUGACCUUCUACGUAGACAGUGGUGUCUUGUAUCGUGGCCAGUAAACGUAUCCGAUUCUGUCGACGGACACCGAUAGUCCAUGGCCUCUCCUCGAUCGUUUUGUCACGCGAAUAGCUUGGCACCGACCAAUUCGCGACACCGGUAAAAGAAAAAAAAAAAAGAUACGAAAAUUAAACGUUUUGUGCACGAUCUCCGAAACGAUUCGAUUUCUAACGAUGACUAAUUAUCGUUUGCUAUACGCGAACUCGUCGAGCGUUACCGUACGCGCAGAAUUGGGAUGAUCGUCGUAGAAUUCGUUCGUUGAAACACUUUUGACGAAAGCUUUUUCGACUCUCAACGAGCAAUAGGAGAUGCCUGUCUCGCGGUGGUUCGAGCAAACAAUGUAACUAUUCAUUUCUAGUGCCUCGGAUUAAUGCAAUUUCUUCAGGAACUUCGAUAUUCUAGUCGCUGGAAGAAGAAAUCCGGUGUGGCGUGGGAUGAGGAAACGAGAGAAAAUUAGGAAAAAUGUACGGCCUAAUAUUAGAGAAUAUGUCCGAGUACAUACGGCAGGUCUACGGAGAAGACAGAUGGGAAGAAAUUCGACGACAAGCAUGCGUGGAACAACCUAGUUUCAGUGUUCAUCAGGUUUACCCUGAGAACCUUAUACCGAGAUUAGCGAAAAAAGCUAUUCAGGUACUUGGCAUAACGGAGAAAGAAUUUUUCGAUCAGAUGGGUGUACACUUCGUAGGAUUCGUUGGCCAGUACGGUUACGAUCGUGUGCUUUCAGUACUUGGACGUCACGUAAGAGAUUUCCUUAAUGGAUUGGACAAUUUACACGAAUAUCUCAAGUUUUCCUACCCGAGGAUGAGAGCACCUUCGUUUAUUUGCGAAAACGAAACGCGACAAGGCCUGACUCUCCAUUACAGGAGCAAGCGUCGUGGUUUUGUUUAUUACACGAUGGGCCAGAUAAGGGAAGUGGCUCGUCAUUUUUAUCACAAGGAAUUACAGAUCGAGCUCGUGUGCGAGGAGGUCCUUUUCGACACCGUACACGUCACUUUUCAGCUUACCUUUGAUAACAGAGCUUUCACUCAAGCUUCGUUGGCGAUGACCCGCGAAGAGAAGCACUUGCCCAUAGGAGCCUCCGUCUUGUUCGAAAUAUUCCCCUUUUGUAUCGUUUUCGGGUCGGACAUGAUUGUAAGGAGUAUCGGAAAUUCGCUGAUGGUGAUACUGCCCGAUCUAGUCGGUAAAAAGAUCACACACUUCUUUGACCUCGUCAGACCGCUCAUUGCAUUCAAGUUUCAUUCGAUUUUAAACAGAACGAACAACAUCUUCGAAUUGGUAACCGUGGAGCCGAUUCUCACGGAACGUCCGUCCGAUCGACACAGAAACGAGAUUUUCUUGAGCGACGAGCUCGACUCGGUGAACGACAGAACUUUAAGAUUAAAAGGCCAGAUGAUAUACAUGGAUAACUGGAAGAUGAUGAUGUACCUCGGUACUCCCGUUAUGCCGGACCUGAAUGCCUUGAUCGCGACAGGCCUCUACAUAAAUGAUCUUUCCAUGCAUGAUUUCAGCAGGGAUCUAAUGCUUGCUGGUACGCAGCAAUCGGUAGAAUUGAAACUAGCUCUGGAUCAAGAGCAAUUGAAGAGCAAAAAGUUGGAGGAGUCUAUGAGGAAACUAGACGAAGAAAUGAAACGUACGGACGAACUACUUUAUCAGAUGAUUCCGAAACAAGUGGCGGAUCGUUUGAGAAACGGAGAAAGUCCUAUAGACACGUGCGAGAUGUUCGAUAGCGUGUCAAUUUUGUUCUCGGACGUAGUCACGUUCACCGAGAUCUGCAGCAGGAUUACACCGAUGGAGGUCGUGUCUAUGUUAAAUGCUAUGUAUUCCCUUUUCGACACAUUAACCGAAAGGAACCGGGUGUAUAAGGUCGAAACGAUCGGCGACGCUUACAUGGUGGUGUCCGGUGCACCAGUGAAAGAAAACGAUCAUGCGGAUCGUGUUUGCGACAUGGCGCUCGACAUGGUCGAAGCGAUCACGGAUCUUAAAGAUCGUUCUACAGGUCUCCAUCUUCAAAUACGGGUUGGAAUUCACAGCGGCGCCGUGGUGGCUGGCAUCGUCGGCUUAAAAAUGCCGCGAUAUUGUCUCUUCGGUGAUUCUGUGAACACUGCAUCGCGAAUGGAGGCGACGAGUCAGGCGAUGCAAAUUCAUAUAUCGCAAUCCACGCGAGAACUAUUAUCGCCGUCGUACAAAGUAAAGGAACGAGGGGAAAUAGAGGUGAAGGGCAAAGGGACGAUGAAAACUUACUGGCUGGAAAAGAGGGAAUACAGGUCAUCGUCGACGAAAGGGAUUACUAUUCAAGAACCACCGCAGUGGCACACGAGGAGCAUCGAGAAGCGAGUUUCAGCGGGAACAACCGGUACCUUCACAACAUCGUCUAUGUUCGACAGCCAACAUUGUUUAGACACGUCCUCCAGACGUGGUUCCAAGAUGGUAUCUCCAGCACUCCCUGAUUCCUCGUUUCUUCCCGAAGAAAGAAGAAUCUAUUCGCCGAUCACGUUUCAGGACGUUGCUCGGAGAUCAGUCGCAAAUUCACCAACGAAGAAUACCGAUACAAAGGAUUGUAGGUCGAACUCGAUGGGAGCAGUGAUCACUAGGAACAUGGACAUGUUUAGCUCACUUCUGAACGACACGGAGGAACACUUUCGACAGCACAGGGACAGCCUGUCGCCUCGCUUGGAGAACCAGUCACCCGGACAGCAAACGAAGACAGAAGUACAAGUGAACGCGAGUUCAAGCUCAGUGUCCGAGGAAUCGUACGAGGACAGGGCGUCUUCCGUGGACGCGAACGUUUCAAAGCGAGAAAAGGACGUGUUCUGCAAGAAGGGCAAAGGAUAUCACGCGCCGUUUCACAGCGACGUCAGCAACUCGCAGUCGUUGACGCAACAGGAUCAAUGUUGUCCUGGCUUCACCAUGUCGAAGAGUGGUAAAAUGCGUCACAACAACGGUUGCAGCAUCGUCUAAUAGAGAAAUUUGUCAAGUUCAACGAUCGAUUUGCCUUCUGGACAAGUUCUACAAACUCCCGUCGAAGAUCAGCCGAGCUCAUAUUCUCUGAUAAAAAAAAUUUGAUCUCCGCUUCUCGAUUAGUUGAAAAUUUAUAACGAGAUUCGUUACGAUUAUAUUUCUUGGAAGAACUUGAACUUUUACCGAUAGAGCCUGCGUUAAUAGCUGCUAUACUCUGAACUAUACUCUGUUCAAUGAGAACUGGCGGGAAAUAUGAACAGCUGCAUGCGAGCAACGCGUGAUCAGACCAAGGACGAAACGUCAUGUUCAGAUCUCUACAUAGUAGGAAAAAAGCUAAUUUUUUAAACAAAAAGUACUCAUUCUCAAUAUUACUAUAAUAUUAAUAUUAUUACAUAAUAGUGUAAA